CUCCGGCGGUAUCCAGGGCGGUAUCUCCAACGGCGCCGACAUCUACUUCCGUGUUGCGUUCAAGCCCCCGGCCACCAUCGGCCAGGCCCAGAACACGGCCACCUACGCCAUGGAGGAGGGUAUCCUCGAGGCCAAGGGCCGCCACGACCCCUGCGUCACCCCCCGCGCCGUUCCCAUCGUCGAGGCCAUGUCCGCCCUGGUCAUCAUGGACGCCCUCAUGGCUCAGUAUGCUCGCGAGAGCGCCAAGAGCCUCCUGCCUCCCUUGCCCAACACCAUCCCCACCCGUCCUACCCUGAGCGGUUCCAACUAAAAAAAAAAAAAAAAAAAAGCCCUUUUCUCCUCAUUGCAUCAUGAAGAUCUAAUCGAAGCAAUCAUCUUUAUGUUCAUUUCAUGGUUUCUUUCUCCAUAUUUCCGGGAACAGGCUUGGGAAAAGUUGUUUCCUUCAUUUAUUGGAAUGUGGCUUCAACACUACAUUCAGUGUUUUCCUAUAUAUUUUUUGGCCUAUUUGUUUCGAGACACCAUUCAUGAAAAAUUAGAGUGCAGCGAUAUAUCAUGGUAUGACAAUUUUGGAUAUAUUUUUAUUCUCCUUCUUUUCCUCUUUCUUUUGGUAUAUCCAACAUCGGCUUAUAAGAAUACGGGCAUGUAUCUGGUUGUUUACCACACAUCAUUGUUGCCGAACGGUGUUCAACUGGGCAAUCCAUUGGGCCUUCCUAAUCGGUCGAGUCCAGCCUGCGGCGCCGGCUUGCCCCGAUUGGAUGUUCCGUUGACGCCGGUGAUACUGGUAACGUGUGGAUGUUCUCCAUCUGGCUAUUCGCAAUCUCGAGGGUUUCCACUCAUGGCUCAUAAUAUUAUAGUAAGAUCAUUACAUCAGGGGGAAACCUCAUUUCCCACCACAUGGUUCGUGAACACAUACAUACAUACAUACAUAUAUCGUUUUAUAUGAACAUGGUCAACAUCGUCUUUCCAGCACCAAACACAAACAGGGGUAACAACGGUAACGAAGGGGAAUGGAAGUUGGUCUGCGCUCGCCAGAUUCGUCAUUGCC
Molecule: messenger RNA, 1045 nt
Organism: Aspergillus japonicus CBS 114.51
Lineage: Eukaryota; Fungi; Ascomycota; Eurotiomycetes; Eurotiales; Aspergillaceae
Exons: 1
Coding region: 380-943 (187 amino acids)
Source: RefSeq, a predicted model, not a curated record